CCCCACUGAACAAAAUGCCCCGCCCAAUACGAGUGAUCUAACAUCGUUCAAACAUUCCAUCGUACGUUCGAGGUUCGAUGUGAAGUGUGGAGUUGGUCCAACCUGCUCCUUUUCUUAUCGUCCAACUUCCAGGAUAGCCCUUUACCACCAAGAGGAAUUGGUAUCGACAGCACGAAGAGAGGAGAAAAAAAAAGAACCGCCAUUGAGGUAUGCCUAAGCCGUGAAUAGGACGCGCGUGACCCGUGGAAUUUAUACAAAAUAAGCAAGUAACGUGGCCGUUAACGUUGUGACAUGUCUAUUCUAGACGAGCGCGACGAAUACUUGAAGAAUCCGUAUUUUAAGGAGCACUUGUACGGCGACUUCACCGCAUUCUAUGUCACAAUUGCUCUCUGCACCGUCUUAGGCGUAUUUCUAUUUAUCUUGAACAUCGUGUUCUGUUGGUGCUCGCGACACCGUGAAUAUUGGCAAGAUCGCAACUCCGGCAAUAGGUGGAUCCAGCCUCUAUGGACUGUAUUGCCGCAUAAAACACCGCCGCUUGAUCUUAGCGAGUUAGAACCUGGUCUCAUCAAGUAUCCUCAAGUGAGGCACGAGAUUGUUCAGUAUCACGAUCCGGAGUCUCAGGGUACUACGCCACAGCCCCAAGAGUACAUGGAGAUGCAAAAACGCGAGAGUGAGAUCUAAAGUAGCUGGCAGCACCAACUGGCGAGAACAGUGUUGGAAAACAGUAGUAG
This is a messenger RNA of Acromyrmex echinatior (Panamanian leafcutter ant), 731 nucleotides long. It is a transcript of the gene wrm1, whose product is annotated as wurmchen 1 transmembrane protein. NCBI's taxonomy places the organism in Eukaryota, Metazoa, Arthropoda, Insecta, Hymenoptera, Formicidae. The record is from RefSeq and is a predicted model, not a curated record.